AUGGAGUACAAGAAAUUAAGUAUGCUCGCCAAGAAGUCUAAGAAGAAAACAAGGAAUAAUCUGUUCACCUACAAUACAGAGAAAGAUCCUAGCCAAAAGGAAUCCUACCAGAAGAACCAGAUGAAUGAAGGAUAUGCUGAGAAAUAUAAUGGAAAUAAUAAGACUGCAAUGAACUCACACCAAGGAAGUUGAAUCCAGUCUAGCGAAACUUCAAUGCAAACUCCUAAAACAGAAAGGGAUAAUUACAACACGAAGAGAUGACUCUUUAGUAAAAAUAAAAGAAAGAAGAGGAAAAAGAAUAUUGGGUAUGCUUGAAUAGAGCAGAAGCGCAAGUUGCAAACUAAGACAAGGAGAAAAAAUGAUUGAAACAACUAUAAGACAGUCCCUUCUAAGGUCAAGGUAGUUGAGAGUGAGGCUGGAGAGGAGUAUAACUCUUACAAUCCUGAUAAGAAGCCUCUUCCUCCUCCAGGUCAUUACAGUUGGAAGAGGCCAAAACAAUUCCUCGAUACUGACCUGAGUAGUGACCACUCUCCAAAGGAUAAACGGAAAAAUGAGUAUUGGUCCAAACAGAACAUCUUUAAUAUUGAGCAAGAUUUUGGGGAACCUGAACAACUUGACAAAGAGCUAGAAGGUCUUGAGAUCAACGAGGAGGGAUUUGAUAUCGGGUCCGAAGGAAAUGAUGGGAUAUUUGACAUCGGUGCCAUUGACAAAAAUAAUUAUGACAAUUCAGAUAUAGAUUAUAGUGUUACUGAGUCUCAAAGAGAGUCAAUCAGUAUGAGAGGAUCUAUAUACUCUAAAAAACUUUCUUUCAUGGCCAAAAUGUCUUUAAUGACUCAAUUUCAAAACUGAGUUGACUCCAUAAUUAUGAUCCAAAGAUUUGUGAGGAACUCUCUGUUCAGGAAGAAAAUAUCCCGCAGCAAAGAGUUGAUCCUAGCCUUAUAUAAAGGAUGGAAAGUCAGGAAAUUAUUGCAAGACUCUGAAAUUCUGAAUGCUUUGAUGAAAGUUCAGGACAUCAAUGGUUACAUUGAGGAACUCGAAUAUUCUGAAGAAUUUGAGGAGCUAGAGCAGAAUAAGGAAGAUCGAAGGAAAAUUAUCGAGGAAUUUAUUUCUCUACUAGACGAUCAUCUCAAAUCUGGAGAAGAGAAUAUUGAACAGUCAGAGAGAAGAUCAAGAAUUUAUAGCUUCGUGAAGAUAGUUGAUGAAACAGCUACUGAGGAUGAAAAUGAGAGGGACAUUUCUGUGAACCUUGAAGAACUCUCUCAAGCUUUCCAGCGUAGAUCAAUCCCUGGGAAAUUUUAUCGAUCAACUAUCAAGAAUCCUUCUAAUUUUAAGCAACUGAUCUCUUUCAACACUGGAAUGAUAAGAAAUUACCACAGGAUGAGUGUAGAAGCUAAAGACUAUCAAAAGCUAAAUUUCUCUGGAGGAUUUAGGAAUUUAUCCAUGAACAAAUGUGUUGAAGAAAGCGAAAAUACUUCAAAGAAAAGUGGACUCUCAAAAGACUUGGAGCUAGUUAGGUCUAACUCCACUCCAAGAAUGGCUAAAACCCACAAGUUGCAGAUUCCUAAGGAAGAUGAUUGGAACACAACUGAGAAAGAAAGUCAUCUAGCCACUAACAAAAAUAAAGGAAUUAAAACACAAAGGAACAACCAAAGGGGGUCUAAAUCGAAAGAUAACACUCCUGUAAAAGACCGUUCUUGUUCAGAAAAAGUGAAGGAUUACACAAUUUUGAAAGGCAGUUUAUUAGAAAUCUCUCGUCAUGUAGAUCUAGCAUUUAAGGAGAAAAUAUACACUCUAGGUUCUAACCAUAAAACCGAGAUGAAAGAGAAACUCAAGGUGCUAACAGAAAAAUUACAAAAAGACUUUGACAAUUUCUGACAUAAAUAAUUUUGAAACCUAAAUCAUUUCAUGGCUGUGCUAUAAUGAGGCUAUUGCUCUCAGAACAUCUGCAAAGUAUACAAAAUGUCUGAAUGCUCUUUAUUUGAUCAAUUAUUUUGGACUCAAAAGUCGACACCUGGUGGUCUUUCCUUAAGCUUAUUUACUAUUUAAAGCAAUGAGUGUUUAAAUCACCUCAGAGAUACUUUGUCAUCUACAUUAUAAUUCCACAUGUGAAACUCCUUGAGAUGGCAAGUGAGUAACGGCAAGGAGUUCUGAUUAUCAUUAUCAUAGGUUACAGUAAUUAGGUUAUUUGGGGUAUUUUUAAGUAGUGAAAACUAUGAUUUAAUUGGAUCCCUGUAAAACAGUUUAAGAAAUAUCAAUAUUUCAACAAAAUCUAAUUUUUACUAAUUCUGCCUCUUAGUCUACUCUCAAUCAACAUAAAAACGAUAUUAAAGAAAGAUGGAAUAAAUUUAGUUAAAGACAUCCCCCAUUUUGCUUAUUCAUAGGUUGUAGGAUAUACAAAGAGUCCGGAUCAGUAGCAUCUGAGACUUUACUCCUUUAUUCGUUAGUUCGAUCUUGUAUCUUUGCGAAUAUAACAGAGCACUGGAUAGUUUUUAACACUAUAAGAUAUAUUUUACUCAUUCUCAGGUUCUCUAAGGAUAUUUAGAUCGUUAAGAAUAAGUCAAUUUCUGCAUUAUUUCUCGCUGAUUAGUUUCCUAAAUUUAAUUUUAAACCUUCACUGAGAUUAGGUCACCUUUACUUAAGAUUCAAGCAUUAAAAUUUGUCAUCCAGAAUCUCCAACAAAUAUAAACCUUGAUUCUUGACAAAUUUGUGAAUCAAUUGGAUAAAUUUAGAUCAGAUCAAGGUUCUAAAUAAUUUGAAUAGGGGCCCCAGUUUAAUUUUUUAGAACAAACUUACUAAAGCAUAAAACUAUCAACCUCCAGAGCAAUGUAUUAAUCUAUUUUAACCACAUAAGGAGUGUCUAUAAUGUCAUAAAUAUGCUGAAGACUAAAUCUUCGAAAAGAAGAAAUUCGAAAUAAUAAUUUCUGAGCACAACAAUUCAAGGUGUGAUGAACCAAGAGUAACACACCUUUUAAUUAAUUAUUUAUGAUAUUUUUUAGAUGAAAUUCUUGGCCUGAAAACUAGCUUACCUACCAGCAAUAAUAUACACCUUUACAACUCCCUCCACCUCCCAUCAAAGCUAGUCUAUCCCCAUCUCCCCUUCGUAAUCUGUCCAUCAAAAUAAUUUACCUGAAAAAGGGUGUGAAGCCAAAGUGUUAGUGUG
Messenger RNA from Moneuplotes crassus, 3160 nucleotides. The record is from the annotation of a GenBank genome assembly. NCBI's taxonomy places the organism in Eukaryota, Ciliophora, Spirotrichea, Euplotida, Euplotidae.